AUGAUCAGGAAAUCAUUCGUUGCUGCUAACCCGAUCUCCUGUCGAGUAUUUCAAGGAGGAAAAGAAAAUAAGCCUGGAAAACCCUCUGAUGACACCAGUGGAGGUCAGGAAGGUGAGAUUGAAGGAACCUCCAGUGAGACCUCUGGCGAAGAAAGUGAUGAAAGUGAAGAAAAAUCCCAUGAGGGCUCCAGUAAAGAAAAGGAUGGCAAGAGCAAAGAUCAGACCCCUGAUGGUAGCGGUGGCGAGAGUGAUGAAAAUGAAGAAGAAUCCCAUGAGGGCUCCAGGAAAGAAAAGGGUAAGGAGACUGAAGACCAAACACCUGGUGGCACCAGUAAAGGCAAGGAUAAGAAGACUAAAGAUCAAACACCUGAUGGCACCAGUAAAGAAAAGGUAGGUGUUACGCAAGCAAAAGUAGAACAUAGUGAUGAAAGUGAAGAAGAAUCCCAGGAGGGCUCCACUAAAGAAAAGGAUGGCAAGAGCAAAGAUCAGACCCCUGAUGAUAGCGGUGGCGAGAGUGAUGAAAAUAAAGAAGAAUCCCAUGAGGGCUCCAGGAAAGAAAAGGUAGGUGUUACGUUAGCUAAAUUAGAACAGAUACGUGAUACAAUCAAAAGAGCAUUGUGGUCAUGA
Molecule: messenger RNA, 627 nt
Organism: Cylicocyclus nassatus
Lineage: Eukaryota; Metazoa; Nematoda; Chromadorea; Rhabditida; Strongylidae
Source: the annotation of a GenBank genome assembly